AUGGAUUUUAUUACAAUUGAAUAUAUAUAUUUAAUAUACUGUGUACAUAGGAAGGGAAUGAACUUCUUUUUUAAUUGUAGUUCAUGUAAUACAAACUUUAACUUUCAAGAAUCAUAUUGUAAAUAUUGUAUAGCAAAUAUCAACAACACUUUUUUAACCUUUAAUCUAUGGUACCAUAGAAUAACAGCGGAUCAAACAAGAGUAUUCGAUUUGAUUGAAAAUGUCACAGAGAAACGUCAACAGAAUAUACAAUUGAAGAAAUCGAUUGAAUGUCACCUCGAGAGUAACAAAGCGUUGUUGGAUCGCGAGGCAAAGAUUGGUUUAAUCAUUGGGAAGCGUGCACAAUUGGCACGUCUGCGUGAACAGUGUGACGUAAUGAAGCGCGAGAUCAACGACGGCAACGAACUGAUAGAGUCACGCAAGAAGUAUCUCAGUGCAAGACGUUCACAGCUCAAAAAGAACAAAGCAAUCUUUGAAAACUCUGACAAGUCGGAAUGCACACAACUUCCGGAACGCAUUGAACGGCUCCGACUCGACCUCACAGACAACCGUCUCCGUCUUGAACUAAAACGCAAACAAAACGUAGAUAUCAUAACCAAUUACAUACUACCCAUAAUGCGGUCAGCAACAGAACCAGAUAACCUUGUAAUAGUCAACAUUGUUGUUAACGAUAAGAAACUUCAGAAGUAUCCAAAGGAUAUUGUAUCAGCAACAUUAGGAUAUGUUGUAAAGUUAACAGAGAUGAUUAGUUUGAUGCUUGGUAUUCCUUUGCCACACAAGAUGAAGUUUGUUGGUUCAAAGUCAACGAUUCAACAGAAUAUCGAUGUUGGCAAACAACCGCUACCACUCUAUUUCAAUAAUAAGACAAAGACGCGUGACUAUCAAAAGGCAUUCACCAUCUACACAACGCUAGACGCCGAAGAAUAUAAAGAAGAUUGGGAAUUCAUUGACUUCCUACCGCCACAACCCGACCAAACAGAAGAUAUCGAACAACUUGAAAGAAUAUUAAGAUCAGAUAAUUUAACUUAA
This is a messenger RNA of Heterostelium album PN500, 1029 nucleotides long. RefSeq lists its product as uncharacterized. The record is from RefSeq and is a predicted model, not a curated record. The coding region runs from base 1 to 1029 and encodes 342 amino acids. Lineage: Eukaryota; Evosea; Eumycetozoa; Acytosteliales; Acytosteliaceae. Gene Ontology annotation, cellular component: lytic vacuole; endosome. Gene Ontology annotation, biological process: SNARE complex assembly. Gene Ontology annotation, molecular function: SNARE binding. The transcript has 7 exons.